Messenger RNA from Neospora caninum, 11121 nucleotides. RefSeq names its product putative EF hand domain-containing protein. The transcript has 38 exons. Gene Ontology annotation, molecular function: calcium ion binding. Lineage: Eukaryota; Apicomplexa; Conoidasida; Eucoccidiorida; Sarcocystidae. The coding region runs from base 1 to 11121 and encodes 3706 amino acids. The record is from RefSeq and is a predicted model, not a curated record.
AUGGACACGCGAUUAAAGCCCGUGCGCGCGCGCGAAAAGCGCCGCUCGUUCUUCUACGACCAGCUGCCUCCGCCGAGCCCAGGCGCCGCGUUCCACUCCGGCGAAGAGCCGCCGGCUGCCCCGGCAAGUCGCGCGAGCACGCCGUCGGCCGCGGCGGCUGCAGCCGCGGCUGCGGAGGCGGCAGCGCAGGCGUCAGAGGCGAGUAUCGCUUCUCCGCGAGGUCGAGGGCCUCCGUGCGUGUCCGUCGGCUCGGCCCACGACAGCGCCUCGGCGUUCGGUUCCACGCGGCUUCUGUCCUUCGCCCCCGGGAGCAGCGGAUCCGCCUCGAACUUGCCGUACAGCCCCGGGUCGGCCGCGGGGCGGCACACCCCACGCGGGUCGGUCAACUUCGAUUUGGGUUCCGUUUCAGGCGGGGCAUUCGCGAGCGCAGCAAGUGCCGCGCAGGCUGCCGCCGAAGCGGUCGCCUCGCUCCAGACGGAGAGCGGCUCGGGGCACGAGCGAGAGGCCUUCCGGCCCGCACUGCGCCGCGUGCAGUCGCACACGAAGCUCUCGAUCGGAGCGACGGAGGCGGCGCUUCAGGGCGAGCGGUCGUGGCCGGGGGAGGGUGGGCGGCGGCUGGCGAGGGCGGCGCUCGCUGCGACCGCUGCGGCUUCGCUCGGCUCGUUGCGGCGCGGGAAGCGGCAGACGUUGCCGGGGAGGACGGGCGGGGCGGGAGCUUUGUUGCCAGUCAAGGAAGAAGGCGAGGAGGCGGGGCGCAACGUGGACUUGGACUCCGCAGAGACUCGCAAAGGCAGUGGAAGCGACGACGGCGACGGACCCAACGAGGGAGCGCAGUUCGAGAACCAGGGACAGCUGGGGACGGAUUUUAUGCGGAACGUGCCCAUGGUGGUUGGCAUCCCCGUCUACGGCGUGGGCACAGGCGUGACGUUUGGCAGUUUUCUCGGUCUCCUGCUCGUCGGGCUCUUUACGACGCAUCUGUUCACCUCCUGGUACGCCGCAAACAUUCUCUCGACGGACGUCCCCAUCCCGUCGGGUCUCGACGCGACCCUCCACCUGCGCAACUGCGCGGUCCAGUUCCAGCGGCUGUCUGAAGCCGACAGAGCGGCGGGGCGCGGCAGCUUCAUCCGGAUGUCAGCCUGGCUCGGACUUCAGGAAAUCCCUCGCCACGCGCGGUCGAGUGCACAGACCGAAGAUCACACGCGGCCUUGGAAGUGGAAGUCGCCUCAAGAACUGAUGGUGCUCCUCCGGUUCUCCAGCUACGACCCCUGGUUCCGGUGUUCACUCCGCUUCUUUCUCGCCGACGACUUUGUUUUCAACUCGCUCGACAUCCUGUUUUUCCCGGCGGACAACUACAUCAACCUGGAUGCGUCCGUCCCCGUGAUUGCCAAGGAGCGGAUCUCCCUCGACGCCUUCCACGCGUUCAUUCGCUUCCAGUCGAUCGAGGCAAAGUCGGUCUCGCUGUCGGUAAUCGACGGGAACCUGAACUUUUCCCUCGACGGGCCUUCGUCGCACUACAGCAACCAACCGAUUCUCGUCAACAGCCGCACGGCGAGUGUCUCCGUCCAGAGCCGGUCCCCGCUGUCUAUUUCCCUAGACGCGGACGCCGCAGCGCGGAGUCUGCUUCGGGCGUCGGGCCGGAUUUCCGUGUCGGCGCCGCCUGGCCUCAGCAGCCCGUCGGCAGCGGAGGAGGCCCGAAACGGUAACGGGAAAAGCGACGGGGCGUCGGUGUCCUCCGAAGCGUCGCCAACUGUGCGCGCGCUUUUGCUCCCCUCAGACACCUCGGCGAUGUUUGCGGGGAUCAUGGCGGUCCCCGUCGCCCUCGACUGCGAACAGUGCGCCUUCUUCGCGACCGCCCGCACGCUGACCGAGUCUCUCGAAGAGACGUCGAUGGAGACUUGGGUCGGGCAAGUUCACUCGGCCCAGCCGCACCUCAUCCCCUACGCGGAGGAGAAAGUGUCGGCGGCGCUGCGCUGGGUGGAGAGCGACCCUUCAGCCCCGUGGGUGAUUAACGUGGAGGCGAUAGGCUUGCCGGAAGCCGCGGGAGUCUGGCGCGUGCUGUCCAGCAAUGCGUACCUCAACAAUGUCUACUGGUUUGUCGUGCUUUCCGGGGGAAUGCUGCGGCCACGGACGCUUCACGUUCCCCUACAGAUUAUGGGGCUGUUUUGCCGGAGCGUCAUCGACGUCGACGAAGACGACCGAGUCGCAGACGUGAUCACCUCCGCGGAAGACUACCUCGCAGAGAGCAUUUCGCACUACUUUACUCGAAGGAGACAGAGCGGUCGGACCGGCAGGAGCCUGAAGUGGGGAUUAGGGUGGACCGCCCAGAAGAGAGGCGAAGACGCGCCAAAGGCCGCCGCCGAAGUCAUCCGCGCGGCCCUCACGGGUGAUGCCAGCGGAUCCAACGAACUCGCCCAGUCCCCAGCGAGGCGACUCCAGGCUGUACCCGCCAGAGAGGAUGAGGGCGUGAACGGCCCAGACGGAGACGGGGAAGAGAAUUCGAAGCACGAGGCGAAGCACGCCGACAGAGACGCGAAGCGAGUCCACACGGCUCCAGCUUCCACAGGCAGCCGCGACAAGUACCGCUACCAGUUGCUUCAGAGUCGGCAGAAACUGUACGAGCAGUACUACGCAGUGAAGAAAAGAAACGAAGAGAGGCUGCGAGAGGCUGCACAUGGCGCAGCGGACCUCUUUGCUCCCCUGCCGAAGUCUCCCUUCUUUCCUUCGGAGGCAACCGGGACCGAAAAGACAGACCCGACAAAGGGGGCCGAGAACCACAGAAAAAAUGCGAGUGCCUUUGCAGGCAGGGAUGACCCGCAGGCCGGAGCGCUACAGACUCGGGACGGCGACGGAGCGGCUGAGGGCGUGGCUGCGCAGGUAACGAAGCAGGAACAAAGGGAGAAACGAGGGCCUUUCGGGCUCUACCAGUCCCUCUACCGACCGUCCUCCCUCCCGACAGUCGCCUCCUCGAGCCUGCUGGACUUGGACGACAGCCAACGCGCCUUUUUCCAGGACGCAUCGCCCGCGCCAGUGCGCAUGCUGCUGGCCAAGAACUCCGCGUACCCCGGCACGUCCGUUGGACCCACCAAACCCCUGAGCAUGUGCAUCAACGAAGUCAUCGAAGACAGCUUCCUGGUGCUCUGGAACGCUUUGCACGACACGCGCUCGCCUUCCACGCUCUAUGUUUGGUCGGCAGACUACACUGGGCCGGAAUACCUUUACUCUGUCCUCAGCGACGCCCUCGUCAAGACGCGCGUGGGAGUCCGGGACACUUGGUAUUUUCUAGUCGCCAUUCUCAUCAACCUCGUGGCCACGCUCGUCCUGGCCAUUUUGGUGGUAUACGCAGUCUACGCGCACUUUCUUCCACGGCUGAAGCAACAGGAUCGAGAAUCUGUCGUUCUCCGGGACGCAAGUCAUCGGCUCGACCACGAAAUCUCUGGCAGCGCGUCUUCGGCGGAGUCGGAGUCGAGCUGGAACCUCAUGGUUUCUCGCGUGCAUUUCCCGUGUCACGGCCUGCUGCUGCGCUGGUCUGCGCCCGAGGGCGGCAGCCCCUUUUUGCGGCUGGGCGUGCACAUUCGCCCGGCGGAGGUAGCGUGGGCCGAGGCCUCGAACGACACGGCGACGCUGCUGAAGUUCUCCAAGAAGGAGCUGUACGUGUACCUCAACGCGUCGAGCGUACAGACAGUCCACCAACUGGGACUCAACCAGAAGGAGUUGUUCCUGCCUAUCCAGCACCCGGGAAUGGUCGAGCUGGACACGGCCCAGAGCUACAAACUCGAUCCGGAAAUCAAGUACCGAGUUCGCCUGGUCCGGUUCACGAGUCACGGCCGGGCGCUGGACCAGUCCAGGUGGUCACCUGAGAUCAUCCUGGGCGGCGCCAUGACCUUCACCGACUACCCGAUUCUUGUCCUCAAGCGACUGCUGCCUUCGUCCGUCUCGUCGCUAGACAUCUUCCUCAGAAAGUUCACCUACGUCGCCAGCCACUUCUCCAUCCCCGUCACGCUCACCAACAUCAAACUGCAACUUUUCGACAUGCCGCCCGAAGCCAAGGCCAGGCGCCUGGGAAGGCUCUCCUCGGGGGCAUUCCGGCGCCUCCAGAGAUCUUCGGUGGUCGAGAACGACUCCGCCAUGAUGCAGCGAUGGGGCUCGGAUGUCGAAAACGUGGUUGAGAGCUUGUCGUGCGACUACGUUGCCAGCGCACACUUUGGGUACAAAGCGCAAAUGGCGAAAGAUAUUCGCACAAAGACGGGGCGGCACGUGUACUCGGAAGUACGCUUCCAAGGACACCCGGUCGUUGUAUCAGGCGACCAGCUCGACUCUGGCGACCAGAGGCCUUACUUGGAGCUUUGCGCGAAGAACAAGCAUCUCCGGCUGCUGAAAGACCGAAUCGCCCACAACACCAUUGGCUUCGAAGUUGUGGCGGGGAUCACCGGACAGGUGCUGGCCUUCGGCACCAUCCGGUUCGAGGACUUGUACCAAAUUGUUCGCGAGACCGUGCACAAUCAAAGAGUUCAGGAAGAGCGCAGAGAAGAAGGCGAGACGCAAGACAGAAAAGACGACAGGACACCCGGGCGCUUCCGCGUCGGCCUGGAAUACGUCGACGGCGGCGGGCCGUGGGGACGCCUGGAGUGUACGCUCGACAUCGAAAAUAUUCGCAGCUACAUCCGGCACUUCGACAAGGACGAUGCUACGGACCAGGCCUUCCAGAGACGAAGAGCGCGUCUACGUACGACCAUUCAAUCUAUAAAAUCCUCUCGAGUCGACGACGCGGACGAUGGCAGAGCCUCAAUCAGCGGACCCUCGGGCGAGCAGCCGGGCUCUCAAGACGGUCGGCGUCGGCGUCUCUCGCGAGUCGAGGGAACCUCCGAGGAGAUUUUAGCCAAGCUCGGGUGUUUGAAUGGAGAGGGAGAAGGCAGAGAGCGAGAACUGCCCCGGGGGGGACUGGGCAGCGGCAUCGAGUUGUCCACGUCCACGCCGCGCGAGAGGACCCGCGGUAGGCGCCUCUCGCGCCUGGAAGUCCCCGUCGACACAGACGGCCUCCAGGUCCCGCUACUCGCGGCUGCAGAGAGCGCCGCGCAGGCGCCUGGACCCUCGACUCCGCGGUUGAGUUCACACCUCGCGCUGAGUCGCGUCUCGCUCUUCUCUGGGCCAGGAUCAGGCCGGGAAAGCCUGCCGUACUUUGUCAGCGACUCCCCCGGGCGCCCGCUGCUCCAGGGUUCCGACUUGUUCGUGCAGUGGGUUUGGCCCGACGCAGGCGGGCACCCUGACCACAUCUUUCUUGGUCUCUUUCGCCACGAGGACAGCCGAUACAUCUCGCCUCUGCACUGGGGAAGACCCGUGCCGAACACUGGCAGCUACGCGUGGAGCGUCGACACCGUGUUCGAGCGAGGCCAGCAGUGUCAGCUGGUGUACAUCGCCAUGUUCACCAGUCCCCUGCAGCCUCCCUACGACCCAGCCGGGGCUGUCUGCGAAUCCAACGCCUUCUACAUUGUCAGGCCGACUCCCCUCGCUGAGCUGGAGCUUAUCUACGCCUCGUUCUGUCGAACGCACGGCCUCGAAAUGGAGCACAUGUCGGAAACUGCGCUUCACCGCUACGGAUUCGACGUUCGCGAGCACAUGCUGAAGAUCUGCCAAGACCUCCGCGCGCCUCUCUGCACGGAGCCGCAGAGCGCCGAGGCCGUCCAUUGCCCGGGCCAGUGUCUGAUCAGCACGCAGUCGAAACUGGUGAUGUUGGACCGAGCAACCGACGACGUCCACGGAGGCGCCGCAGCCCCGGAGGAGAAACAGGUGGUUGUGUACAAGUCGAUCACGCGCAAAGUGCAAUUGAUUGAGAAUUUGGGUGUGCUCCGCAACACCGAUUGGUGGACGCGCAGCCCGGACAUUCUCUUGUUGAACAACGACUUGUUCUAUUCGAGUCGCCUCCUCGAGCAGUGUCGCCAGCUGAGCGCAUACCUGCGCUCCUGUUUGCAUUUCUUCGGCAACAAGUACACCCAGACCCCGGUCGACUGGGGUUUGCGCAGUCCCGAGGGCGCCUCGCAGCGGUACCUCUCCAGGCGCUUUGAAUUCCGCGUUCUCCCGAGUCUCAUCAACGUUUGGCUCAUCUGCAUCCAAUGCAUCGUGUUCUUCGCCUUUCCAAUCUUUGUCCUGGUCUUCACCGCACUGCACAACUACAGCUUAACCGAAGCGACGCGCUGCCUGCAGAAGCAGAAGAACGAACACUACUUCAGCGACGUGAUGUUUGAGGGGGCGAGUCUUGCUUCGCUUAUGCGCCUGCCUCUCGGGAAUCGGAUGGUGAUCCUCUUCAGCUUCCUGUACAUGUCUGUGAUGACCGUCGCAAUCUUCUUCAACGUCUUUCUGCGAGAGCGCUUCCCGCGCGCGCUGCGCCUGCUGGACAUGACAGGCCGAGCUUUGGUGACCUUCUCCAUCUUCAUGACUGCUUGGGCGCUCUCCGCGUUUUCCUUCUGGUUCCUGCUCGGCGCCCUCAUUAACUCGGACAGUUUUCUGCCCUACGCCGCGAUGGUGGGCUCCGUCGUCUUCGUCGUCGGCUACCUGUGGAUGAACUUUCUCAGCUCCAGGGAAGGGGUGACGAAAUUCAUCGAAGACAACCUCCAACUCCUCCUGUCUCUCGCGCUCGAUCACUGGUUCGCCAACAUGAAUCUGACCUACACCGGCAAGGAACAGGUUGCAGACGACGAAGUCCUCGUCACCUACCGAGAUCGAAUUCGAGACGAACUUCGGGAUGGCCGCAUGCGCCUCCAACGCGAAUAUCAGCUUGGCCAUUUGGACCAGUCAGACGACUGUUCCGACGGAAGCGACGCUCGCCUCUUUGCGGACCACGCUCGAAUUAAACAGCAGAAGGAGAAACUGGCGAUUCCUGUUUUCGACAAACUCACCGCGACGAACGACCAGAACUUCUCCUUCGAUGAACGUGGACUGCCGCGAGGCCUCGAGAACAUCCCAAAUCUGCCAGAAGGAGCUCGUUUCGCCACUGUCAGCGAGGUGGAGAGACACUCGGAAAAGAUCGACGACAUGCUGUCGGGCUGGGAGUCGGCGAUUCUCAAGGACGGCGUCAAAUACGGCCCACGAUUCGGUUACAAAAUUGAGCGGUGCCCGCAGCCCGGCCAGAGCUACUCGUACGCCAUUGUUGCGCUGCCUCGCUACCCCCCUGCGGAGGAGUUGGGCGAUGUUUUGAAGGCUCAGUUGGUAUUUGACUACUUCAACAAGGAAGGGAAAGAAUACCUGACAAAAACGGAAUUUAUCGCCUUUUUGAAUAAACUGCGCGACAGCCAAGCAGAGGAGCAAAACUGGCCAGAGCUCCUCGAGUACUUCAACGACAUAGCCAACACGAACAUCGAUCCGAACCGCGGCAUUACAGUUCCCGAUCUGUUGAAAAUUUACAGCCUUCAGUCAGGAGAGCUCGACCGGGACUACGAGAAACUGUAUCCGAUCAUUCGACAAGAAGAUCUCGAUGAAGAUUUAGAAGACCUCGAACACCUGACCGAUGACGACGAGAUGGACGGGCAAAGCGACGAGGAGGUAUCAGACUACGAGGAAACGACGGAGGACGAGGAAGACGACGAAACCGACGCCGGAAGCAAGAGCGGACUUCUCCAGAAAGGGGAAGGCGGCGGCGCGGUCAAGCUUGUGUCUCAGGAGGAAGAGAGGAUCGAGAUGGAGUUGAAGACGAAUUUGAACGCGCGCAAGCUCCAGUACAUUUUCAAUUACGCGACACAGGAGAACAGGGGACCCGUAGUCGACGAGCUUAUCUCUUCCGUCUCGUUUCUCGCCUCGAAGAUCCUCGAAACGCACAUUCUCCUUCUUUCUCCGGUUUUCGGGAAAGAGGCGAUUCUCGGCGUCUCGGGAGGCUCCUCGCAACGCCUCGCGCGCAUCGGCACGGUCGCGCCCGGUGCGGCGCUGAGCGACGACGACCGCAUCGCGUCCUCGGCCAGAAAAGACGAACGGUUCGUGACGAUGAUGAAGGUGAUUCAGCUCGAGUUCAUCCAGGAGUUGUCGCGGCAGUUUCGGCUGGUCCACACGGCGAUGUUCGACACCCAGAACGUGCGCGCGGGCGUGCAAGACUUUUACGACAACGUGAUACCGCAGCAAGUGUCGACGAAGGCCUCGCGGCUGUUGAACCAGAGUCUGGAGCUGUCCAGGGCGGACGUGUACCCAACAAACGCGGAAAUCUUGUCGACUUCGCCGCCAAAGACCGCCAGCCAGCUGCUGCGUUCGAUCCAGAAAUACCGCAUCGAAAACGACCAGGAACUCAAACAAGUCCUGACGUGCAUUUGGAAAACCCAGGGCGCGCUCCAAAUCAAACUCCAAGUGCACCUUGUCUGCAAAACGCUCCUCGACCUCGAACUCCUCACCGAAAGCGACUUCGUCUCAACCACUGCCGAAGUCCCCACUGAAGCCGGACAGACCCGAGAGUUCCGAGCUCUCUGCCCGAGAGAGCCUGCGUGCCUGAAGCUGAUUACGGAGGCGAUGGACAAACAACUUGGAGGGCGCCUGCGUCGGAUGACUUCGACGACGCAUCUGGUUCAAGUUCUCCGGCACAUUAUCGAAAGAAAUGUGUGGCUCGAUUGUUUUAUCUUCCUCGUUCAGCUGAUGGGAAACGACAUCUACGUUGACGAGCUCCCUGGCGGAGCCGUCGGAGUCGACGGCUCCUCCGGGCGCUUCAAGGACCGAAAUCCUUCCGACGAGUAUGAUCUGGAGAGUCCGACUCAGCAGCGGUACCGCCGGAAUUUGUUGAGGAUUCGCGCGGUGUUUGACCAGCUCAGCAACUUUGCGGGGUUCCUCCCGCUCGACCUCGUCGACGAAGCCAUUCAGCUGUUAACGGACAACCGGCUGAACUUCUCGGGCGUGGUGGCGUGUCUCCAGCACCUCAAGAUCGGCAGCGUGUACAUCGAAGACAGCGGAGACUUGGCGAAUACGUUUGACCACCUCGGAGUUCGGCGCGAGUCGCCAGUCUGCGACAUUGAAGCCUCAAGUGAAACGGUCAACGAAGUGAUUGACUGGACGUCUUUCCGCAAAGACCCCGGCUGGACUCCGGAUCUGUUUCGCGCGUUCGACCGCCUGACUUCCUCGUGUCCCGGCUACAUGGGCAAAUCGCAGAUGUUCGAAUUCGUGAAGGAAAUCCACAAGCUCUUUCAGCCGCAGGUCUCGGAAAUGCGGAGAGGCCGCGACCGUCUUCGAGGCAGAAAGCAGGAACAGAAGGGAGGAAUCACCCAACUCGGGGGCGUCUCCAGAGAGCAAGCUAUUCGACAACUUGGAGCAGAAGACGAUCUGGCUGGAGCCAUCCUCCCUGCGGAAGUCACUGUCGAUACAGCUGACGAAAGCAUGCGCAUGGUUUCCUUCGAGAUGUUUCACAAAGUGGCGACGAAGCUGGGCUUGUCCGUGAGUCACCGGCACUCUCGCAUCUUGUGGAUCAUUCUGUCGCUGGACUCCUACGAAGAAAUCCAGCAGUUCCUGCCCGAACGCGACGUGAAAAUGGGGCUGAUUCGCAUCUAUUUCCAGCCGCUUGUCGGCUCCGGACGGCCCGCGACCAACCGAGACGGCGUCUCUGAAAUUACUGGCUACAAGGGCUACGUGACGUUUGUGCUUUUCCGGCGCAUUCUGCGACAGCUCGGAGUCGUUAUUUCCGACAAAUCAGCGAGAAUCCUCUGGGACGACUUGCCGAAAGACCCGCUGGACAUCACGGAUUUCCUGCCUUCCUCGCUGCUGAGCGAAACGUGUCCGACCAAGUACCUUCGCAUCGAAAUGGACAAGCUCGGGAUGGAUCCGAUGAAAGGCCGAGUCGCCAGCAUUGAAGUCAUCCAGAAAAAACUCCCGCGCAUGUUGAUGACGGGGUUGUGGCCGGAGGCGAUUCGCGUGUUGCUCAAACUUUCUCUGCAACUGGACGUUUCCGAGAGCCACAUCACGACGGUCUUGACGGCGAUGGACCGCCGCGCCAACCGGUACGGGCUGAUUCGUCCGGAAGAAGUCGGUGCAAUCUUGUCGAAUCUCUCCGUCGAAGGCAUGACUUUCUCCAUGCUACGCGACGUGAUCCAGAAGAUGCGCGUCUUAAUGCCUGAGCAAGACAUCAAACGCAUGUUUGAUCUCAUGGACAUCAACCAGGAUCUCACGCUCUCUCUCGGCGAACUCCUCAGCGGCUUCGAGGUGCUCUUUGGGCGCCUCAUGCCCGUCCUCGUCCUCAAGCAAGUCGGUCUCUCGAAUGAACGCAUGCUCAUCAUCCUCUCUUGCACGACGCUCGGUCUCCUCGCCUUCUUCGGCUUCCUAGGCCUCGCCUUCUCCAGCUUCGAGAGCUUGAAGAGCGGCAUCAGCACGGCGGUUCAGUCGCUCCUGGCGGUGCUCGGAGCCGUUGGAUUGCAGUCGAGUGCGAGUCAGGAAAUGGAGCAAGUUCAAGAGAGAAUGAAGGCGCACAUUGAGGCCAUCAUGGGCGACCAGCUCUCGAAGGCGAAAGAACAAGUCGAAGAACUGCAGGAGUACAUAAAGCCGGAGCCGCCUUCCAAAGAGGGGAAACCCACCAAGCUGCGAUACUUUGUUCCCCGCAAAUUCCGCCCGGACCUCGAGGAUCCUCGGCCCUGCGUCACAUUCUCUCCCGGCUCCUACGUGCGUUUGGACCCGACUGUCUCCGGUCGCGUCGAUCGCGACAAACUGCGCUGGUCCAUCACGCCCCGCAUUCCAAAGAAAACAGGCCUCACGUUCAACCCUCGAACAGGCAUUAUUGAGGGAACGAUUCCGAUUCACGAAGAGCAUUCAGGUUCCUUCCAAGUGCCGGUAACGGGCGACAAGCGCGUGUUCAAACCAUCGGCGUCCCUCAACGAGUACUCGGAGGUCGACGGAGUCUCCGACGACAAAUACAUUCAUCACUAUGAUAUGCCCCGACUGGGGACGCACCAUGAAUCGUUUGGAGAGAAGGUGUUGCGCCUGUCCCGGAAAACGUACACGGUCGUCGUCAGAAACUCAGCUGGAUAUGCGCGAACCCGCGUCACCUUCCAGAUCCAGCACCGAAGCAUCAUCGGUCGCCAGCAGAAGAAGGAGCCGGGAAAAGAAGGCGGACCCGAGUCGCGGAAGGACUUGAGAAAGCGGCAGACUGUCCGCCUCGCCGACGUCGAUGUGUAG